AUGGCGGCGAUCUUGGGCAUCUUGUCUUCCGCUGCCACGACUCCGGCCGUGCGGUCGACCACAACACUAACGCUGCUGCUGACCGCCCUCGCUGGCCCGCGCACGGCUGCGCUCUCGCUCUCGCUGCCCGGAGGGCGGUGGUUUCGGGAGCGCGGUGCGGUGACGCAGACCAGAGUCGCAGUGCUUGGCGGAGGCUUUGCGGGCCUCACUGCCGCCCGCACGCUGGUGGCGAGCCACCCGGGCGUGGAGGUGCUGCUCUGCGAUCAGCGCGAGUUCUUCGAGUACACGCCCGGCAUCCUUCGCGCGUGGGUGGAGCCGAGCGUCCAUCCUCGGCUCGUCAACCCGAUCCGGCGGCUGCUGCGCGGGCGUCGCGCCUCGUUCCGGCGGGUGCCGCCUGGGUGCGCGGUGGCGGUGGAGGAGAGCACCGUCGAGGCCGCGCUGCCCGCGACGAGCGAUGAGCCGACGCGGCCACUUCGCUUCACCAUCGGGCGUGGCGCAAUCUCGCCGCCCGCCGGACUGCGUGGCGCCGAGUCGCCGCUGGUCGACUACCCGUGCGACUACGUCGUCCUCGCUCCCGGCGGAGACCUCUCCCCCAUCACAGACGACCGCGAGGCGGACGGUACCAUCGUCGGGCGGCGCGCGCGGCUCAAGCGACAGGUCGAGGCGGCGCUGAGCAGCGGCGUCGAGCUGGCGGCGGAGCUGGCGGAGAAGCUCGGGCCUGGAGCGGUCACGCUCGCCGUCGGCCCCACUCUCCCGCGGAGGGGAAGCUACCCCGGCGACCCGGCCGCCGGCUCGCUGCCCUGCGACCCGGGCGCCGGCUUGCUGCCUGGAUUCCGCGACAC
This is a messenger RNA of Emiliania huxleyi CCMP1516, 842 nucleotides long. RefSeq lists its product as hypothetical. Gene Ontology annotation, cellular component: cytoplasm. Gene Ontology annotation, molecular function: flavin adenine dinucleotide binding; electron-transferring-flavoprotein dehydrogenase activity. The annotation marks the transcript as partial. The transcript has 6 exons. Lineage: Eukaryota; Haptophyta; Isochrysidales; Noelaerhabdaceae. The record is from RefSeq and is a predicted model, not a curated record.